Molecule: messenger RNA, 483 nt
Organism: Dictyostelium purpureum
Lineage: Eukaryota; Evosea; Eumycetozoa; Dictyosteliales; Dictyosteliaceae
Exons: 1
Coding region: 1-483 (160 amino acids)
Source: RefSeq, a predicted model, not a curated record
AUGAAAUCAAUUCAAAAAAUUAUUUUAAUCAAAAUUUUAAUUAUUUUAUUUGUUUCUUUUAUAAUUUUAAAUAUUUCACAACUCCAUUUAAAUAAUAAAAAUAAAAUUAAUUUAAAUCGUAGAGAAACAAAAUUCUUUAUUAAAGAAGAAACACACAUCCCAUUAAAUAAUAAAAAUGAAGAAAUCAAAGAAAUCAUUUCUAAUACCAACACAAUCAACAUCGGUACUAAUGAUAAUAACAAAAACCAAUUUAUUAAUGAAGAAGAUAGUAUUAGUGACUACAUUGUAGAGCCAAGCGAAAAUGCUAAUAUUAUUACCAUCGAAUCUUCAACAAAUGCUAUUGAAAAUGAAAAUGAAUCUAAACAAGAAGAAACAUCCCAAGUUAUUCCAUCAUUCAAUAAUAUAGAUACCGAAGUUAAUUAUAAUAUAAAGUUUGUUCCAGGUGAAGCCCCAAAAUAUACAAAUAGAGAAAUUGAUUGUUAA